CAGGUUUUAUCUUUUCAAAUCGACGCAUGUCUUUUGACUUCAUGUCAAGAGCAUACAUUGUCAGCUUGCCAUUUUUGUUUUUCUUCGUGGGCUCCCUAUUUCCCGUCGCUGCAGCGCACGCAAUCGUCAGCGGGCUUGGACACGGCAGAGAGGCUUGGCCGCUUGGCUCCGGACUAGGUUUCCUCCGCCCUUCACGACGUUUAGGUGGCAAGCGCAUUUAUCAGGGUGGUCGUUCGGGACGAUUAGCGAUGGUUGCGGGUGCAAGCACGGAUACAGACGAGUGGGUCUUCGACGUUUGUUUCACAGGGACCGGGCAGUCGAGCUCAGUGCCGUUGCUUAAGCAUGCUGUGCGGGGGACGUGCAAGGUGUGCGAUGACGCUUUACUAAAAGCGGGAUCCAAAAACAAAUGCAGGCCGUCCGCCUCCGCUUCGACUACCUGACAAACCCUCCCGUGUAUCUGGACGAGGCGAAGGGUGUCUUGGAACGGCCAAUUUCCUACCUUAAGUUCAACGUGAUCGAGCCCAACGCAGUGAUAGAGUCGAGUGCCGUGGAUGGAGUUCCUGUCCGCGCUUUGCCUGUCCUCCACGGAGGGGACUACAUCUGUUUAGGUUUCGCGGUGGGGCCGCCCGGAGAAUUUAUCUACUUGUCCGACGUGAAAGAGAUUCCGCCGGAGACGAUGCAAUAUCUGAAAGAUCUUCCCAGAAUCAAGACACUGGUGGUGGACUGUCUGAAAAUGAGGGCGGGCAACUUUGCUCACGCGGCCUUCGAAGAAGUCCGUGAAUGGAUCGACGAGUUGAAGCCAGAGAAAGUUUGGCUGGUGGGAAUGGGGUGUGGGAUUGGAGACCACGACGAGGCGAACCGAGUAAUCCAGGACGAGAUGGGAUACCCGAUGGUGGAGCUGGCCUACGACGGCCUGUAUUUAGAGGGUUUCCGCCUGUAG
Nannochloropsis gaditana CCMP526 is the source of this 940-nucleotide messenger RNA. RefSeq names its product metallo-beta-lactamase domain-containing protein. The record is from RefSeq and is a predicted model, not a curated record. Bases 407 to 940 code for a protein of 177 amino acids. The transcript is spliced from 2 exons.